Molecule: messenger RNA, 2358 nt
Organism: Mixia osmundae IAM 14324
Lineage: Eukaryota; Fungi; Basidiomycota; Mixiomycetes; Mixiales; Mixiaceae
Exons: 3
Coding region: 1-2358 (785 amino acids)
Biological process (GO): L-tryptophan biosynthetic process
Cellular component (GO): cytosol
Molecular function (GO): indole-3-glycerol-phosphate synthase activity; phosphoribosylanthranilate isomerase activity
Source: RefSeq, a predicted model, not a curated record
AUGGCAGACGUGGUCUUGAUAGACAAUGCGGAUUCUUUCACCUGGAAUCUGUACGAAUAUCUUUGCAGGCUCGGCGCCCAUGUGACGGUGUAUCGAUCGGAUCUGGUCAGUCUAGCAGAAGUGCUAGCGGCACAUCCCCAGCCUUCCCAUCUCGUCAUAUCGCCCGGACCCGGUCAUCCUCUUCGGGACUCGGGCAUCUCGAUACCCAUCCUGCAGCACUUCACAGGCAAAGUGCCCAUCUUGGGUGUAUGCAUGGGCUUGCAGUGCAUGUACGCUCAGUUUGGCGGCAUCGUCGACAGCGUGGGAGAGAUCAUUCAUGGCAAGACGAGCGCAGUCACACACGACGGCAAGGGAAUCUUCAAGGACGUCCCACAAGGCAUCCAGUCCACUCGCUAUCAUUCCCUAGCAGGCAAUCUGACCUCUCUUCCCGAUGUGCUGGAAGUCACCAGCCGCACCCAAGGAGGGGGCAUGACUGCAAACGGGCACGACGUCGUCAUGGGCAUAAGACACAAAGUCUAUGCCAUGGAAGCUGUACAAUACCACCCAGAGAGCAUCCUCUCCGAAGGCGGUCUCGCCAUUCUGAACAACUUUCUCCAGCUUACCGGUUCUACCUGGGCUGACAACCCACAAAGUGGUCUUGCUGCGAACAAGGACGCAUUGCCCAAGACGAAUGGUACUGCAAGCCAAGCACCUACAAUUCUCACCAAAAUCUUCGCCAGACGGCAAGCGGAUGUGGCAAAAGCCAAACGGACACCGGGCCGAUCUCCUGCCGAGCUCGAGUCCCAGCUAGAAUUGCACGUCGCGCCGCCGCUCAUAUCGUUCUACGAUAGACUUUUGCAAGAUGGCAGCUCGACCGCAGACGCAACAAGCUCACAAGCUAACAGCAAAGUAGCCCUGUUGGCCGAAGUGAAGCGUGCAUCGCCAUCAAAGGGCAACAUACUGCCUCCUGAUUCGGCCUUGUCGUCAGCCACGAUCGGCUUGCAGUAUGCCACUGCAGGCGCAUCCGCGAUCUCGGUACUCACAGAGCCUGUUUGGUUCAAAGGAUGUCUAGAAGACAUGCGAGCGGUGCGUAUGGUCGUGCAAGCACUGCCGAACCGGCCUGCUAUCCUGCGCAAAGACUUCAUCUUUGACAUCUAUCAAAUAGACGAGGCACGACUGUACGGCGCGGACACCGUGCUUCUCAUUGUCGCUAUGUUGGACGAUGCCACGCUGAAAAAGCUGUACGACCAUAGCUUACUACGAGGGAUGGAGCCCCUAGUCGAAGUCAAUAAUGCGGAUGAACUCAGGCGAGCGCUCGCGAUCGGCGUAAAAAUCAUUGGAGUCAACAACCGCAACCUACACGACUUCGAAGUUGACAUGUCCACUACGAGCCGGAUGGCAGAUGUCAUUCGCCAGCAAAGGGGCAAAGAGACUGCGCGCGAGAUCAUCCUCAUCGCUCUCAGUGGUAUCACAAGCAGGACAGAUGUGGAGCAAUACAUGUCGCAAGGCGUCGGUGCCAUACUCGUUGGCGAAUCUCUAAUGCGUUCAGAAGACAAAUCUGCCUUUGUACGGCACCUGCUCGGCAAGAAGCAGAACGGGCACACUGCACCAGCCCCUUCGCGGACACUCGUGAAGAUAUGCGGUGUCAAAACGCCUGAAGUCGCGCUAGCUGCUGCAAAGGCGGGUGCGGAUUUCAUUGGUCUCAUCUUUGCGCCAAAGUCGAAGCGGUUUGUUGACAUGCAACAAGCGCGCAAGGUUGUCGACGCCAUCAGACAGACGCCUAUCUGUGACCAACAGAUCCCCACGAGCAGCAACGAUUGGUUCGCCAGCUCUGCUGCUCGGUUGAGCCGCCCACUAGGACGGCCUCGCAUCGUGGGCGUUUUUCAGAACGCGCCGCUGGAGACUGUCCUGCAUACGGUUGAGACUCUUGAGCUCGAUGCCUGCCAGCUGCAUGGCACUGAACCCGCAGAAUGGGCUCAUCUCAUCAGCGUGCCCGUCAUUCGAGCGUUUCAUGUCGAUCAACACAUGCAACAGAGCGACAUUGCAAAAGACCCUUCGCUCGCUCAAGCUUCAAGGCCAAAUCUGCAUGCACUUGCGCUCUUCGACACCAAGAUAGCAACAGACGCCCAAGGCCUGUCGGGUGGCGCUGGCAAAGCGUUCGAUUGGACAGUAGCGCGAAUGAUCGCCGAUGCCAGGACGAAAGAUGGCUUGCCUGCCUUGCCGUUUCUGCUCGCAGGCGGUAUCGACGUUUCCAAUAUUGCCAGCGCAAUACGACAGACCCAGCCGUGGGCAGUCGACAUCAGUGGCGGCGUAGAAACAGACGGCGUCAAAGACAUUGGCAAGAUCGAGGCGCUCUUGAAGGCAGCCCGUGAGGCCUGA